Molecule: messenger RNA, 546 nt
Organism: Xyrauchen texanus (razorback sucker)
Lineage: Eukaryota; Metazoa; Chordata; Actinopteri; Cypriniformes; Catostomidae
Product: ADP/ATP translocase 3-like
Exons: 4
Coding region: 1-546 (181 amino acids)
Biological process (GO): mitochondrial ADP transmembrane transport; mitochondrial ATP transmembrane transport
Cellular component (GO): mitochondrial inner membrane
Molecular function (GO): ATP:ADP antiporter activity
Source: RefSeq, a predicted model, not a curated record
AUGGGGACCGCUGGCUGGGCCCCACAAGAUGGCACUGAUGAUGAUGUGGUGUUGGAUGAUGGCACUGAUGAUGUUGAGGUUGUGGGUGAUGGCACUGAUGUUGCUGAGGUGGUUGGUGGCACUGAUAAUGCUGAGAUCAGAAUCCAACAUGCCUGCAAGCAGAUCACAGCAGACAAGCAAUACAAAGGUAUUAUUGACUGUGUUGUACGUAUACCCAAGGAGCAGGUCUUCGUGUCCUUCUGGAGGGGCAACUUGGCCAAUGUCAUCAGGUACUUUCCAACACAGGCCCUCAACUUUGCCUUCAAGGAUAAGUACAAGAAGGUCCUCCUGGACGGCGUUGACAAGCACACCCAGUUUUGGAGGUACUUCGCUGGAAACCUCGCCUCUGCUGACAUAAUGUACAGUGGCACUAUUGACUGUUGGAUGAAGAUUGCACGUGAUGAGGGUGGCAAUGCCUUCUUCAAGGGUGCCUGGUCCAACGUGCUCAGAGGCAUUGGCAGAGCCUUCGUGCUGGUUCUGUAUGACGAGCUCAAGAAAAUCAUGUAA